CCGGCGUUUCUAAACUCUUCCCGGAGCUGGCCGGCGCCUGGGUCGCUGAGUGCUGACCGGCUGCAGCUGAGACAGCUUUCGCGGGCUGAGAAGGAACUAAGCACCCAUGGCACUGGGUCCGCGGUCCUCCCAUAAGACCGGGAGCAGGUUCCCAGCUGGCAGCAAACGAGGGCGCGGGGCCAAGGGGUCGGGGCGCCCCGCAUCAGGCCGUCAUAGACAACCCAGCGCGCCUCCAGAGGGGCGCUCGGAGCCGGCUGUAGACGCGCAUCCUCACCUGAGCCCCGAAGCGCUGGGGUAUUUCCGCCGGGCUUUGACGGCGCUUAAAGAGGCCCCGGAGACCGGGGAAGAACGAGAGCUGAUGGUGCACAAUGUUUUGAAGGAAGUGGAGGCUCAGGCCCUCGCUUUGGCCACAAACAGGACUGGCAGCGAGAUGCUGCAGGAACUGUUGGGGUUCAGUCCCCUGAAACCUCUGUGUCGAGUACUGGCUGUUCUGCGCUCUAACUUGCGCUUUGUGGCCUGUCACCGAUGCGGGGUCCAUGUAUUGGAAAGUGCUUUGCUGCAGCUGCCUCGAUUGUUGGGGAACCCUGUGGAGGAGGAGGAGGAGGAGGAGGUGGAGGAGGAGGAGGAUGGGAAGGAUCCUCCCUUGGACACCCUGAAGGAGCUGGUCCUGGGACUAGCCUCUGAGGUGUGUGAUGAUUUUCUUUUCUACUGUGGAGACACACAUGGCAGCUUCGUGGUCAGAACUCUGCUGCAGGUGUUAGGAGGGACUCUUCUGGAGUCUGAGAGAGCCAGACCCCGUGGCUCCCAGUCACCUGAAGCACGAAGGGCCCCAACCCGGGAAUAUAAGCCAGCUGCUUUCGAGGUUCCCGAAUCCUUCUUGAAUUGUCUUCAGGACCUGAGCUCCUGCUUUCUGAAAGACAUCGCUGUGUUUAUCACUGACAAGAUCUCCAGCUUCUGCUUUCAAGUGGCCUUGCAGGUCUUACACCACAAACUGCCCCGGUUUUGUGCUCACCUGUGUGAUGCUGUGAUUGGCUAUCUGAGUAACCGCAGUUCUUCAGCAGAUGGCAGCCCCCUACUGCUAUUCCUGAGGGAUCAGACGAGCUCCAGACUCCUGGAGCAGGUGCUGCUGGUGCUGGAGCCCCCAAGGCUCCAGAGCCUUUUUGAAGAUCACUUCCAAGGGCGGCUGCAGACCCUGGCUGCACAUCCUAUUGCCAACUUCCCUUUACAGCGUUUACUAGAUGCGAUCACUACCCCUGAGCUGCUGUCCCCUGUGUUUGAGGAGCUGAGCCCCGCCCUGGAAGCGGUGCUGGCACAGGGUCACCCAGGGGUAGUCAUUGCCCUGGUGGGAGCCUGCCGUCGAGUUGGGACCCACCAAGCCCAGGUCCUGCAGCUGCUGUUAGAGGCAUUCCACUGCGCAGAGCCCUUUUCUCGGCAGGUGGCCUGUGUGCCCCUCUUUGCCACUUUGAUGGCAUAUGAGGUAUACUACGGACUGGCGGAGGAGGAGGGGUCAGUCCCCACGGAGCACGAGGUUGACAUGGCCGCAGCCAGGGCCCUGGGGGAAGUGACAGUGCUUGGAUCUCUACUGCUUCAGCAUCUGUUGCACUUCUCCACUCCUGGCCUUGUACUUCAAAGUCUGGCCGCCAUGACGGGACCACAGCUUCUGACUCUGGCCCAAAGCCCUGCUGGUUCCCAUGUGCUGGAUGCCGUCCUGACCAGCCCUUCUGUGACACGCAAGCAGCGCCGCCGUGUGCUCAAGACGCUGAAGGGACAGUACGUGGCUUUGGCUUGCAGUCGCCAUGGCAGCCGUGUGCUAGAUGCCAUCUGGGGCGGAGCAACCUUGGGGGCCCGGAAAGAAAUUGCUGCCGAGCUAGGGGAGCGGGAUCAGGAGCUGAUAAAAGACCCCUUUGGCCACCACGUGGCACGAAACGUGGCCCUGACUACUUUCCUGAAGCGUCGAGAGGCCUGGGAACAGCAGCAGGGAGCAGUUGCCAAGCGGAGGAGGAUUUUGAACUCAAUUCUUGAAGACUGAGGCCUCGGGACCUGGGAGUGGGUGUAGACGGGGGAGGGAGAAGGGGAGUAUCUGUCCUGUCCCCUUACUAACUUAAAUUGGUGUCAUCAAAGUCAAAAGUCUUACCGGUAAACAUUUUUAUAUUUUUAUUGG
This is a messenger RNA of Phyllostomus discolor (pale spear-nosed bat), 2161 nucleotides long. It is a transcript of the gene NOP9, whose product is annotated as NOP9 nucleolar protein. Gene Ontology annotation, cellular component: nucleolus; 90S preribosome; preribosome, small subunit precursor. The transcript is spliced from 10 exons. Gene Ontology annotation, biological process: endonucleolytic cleavage to generate mature 5'-end of SSU-rRNA from (SSU-rRNA, 5.8S rRNA, LSU-rRNA); endonucleolytic cleavage in ITS1 to separate SSU-rRNA from 5.8S rRNA and LSU-rRNA from tricistronic rRNA transcript (SSU-rRNA, 5.8S rRNA, LSU-rRNA); ribosomal small subunit export from nucleus. Gene Ontology annotation, molecular function: RNA binding. The record is from RefSeq and is a predicted model, not a curated record. Bases 107 to 2029 code for a protein of 640 amino acids. Lineage: Eukaryota; Metazoa; Chordata; Mammalia; Chiroptera; Phyllostomidae.